Drosophila rhopaloa is the source of this 2592-nucleotide messenger RNA. It is a transcript of the gene CycB, whose product is annotated as G2/mitotic-specific cyclin-B. The transcript is spliced from 5 exons. The record is from RefSeq and is a predicted model, not a curated record. Gene Ontology annotation, cellular component: cyclin-dependent protein kinase holoenzyme complex; nucleus; cytoplasm. NCBI's taxonomy places the organism in Eukaryota, Metazoa, Arthropoda, Insecta, Diptera, Drosophilidae. The coding region runs from base 288 to 1877 and encodes 529 amino acids. Gene Ontology annotation, molecular function: cyclin-dependent protein serine/threonine kinase regulator activity. Gene Ontology annotation, biological process: mitotic cell cycle phase transition; regulation of cyclin-dependent protein serine/threonine kinase activity.
UCAAUCUAGCUUCGCAUUUUCAAAUUCAAACUGCAGCUUGGCUUCUCUUCGCGCAGAGCUCGACUAGGUUUUCGGAGAAUUUACAUAAAUCUCAGCAACAUUCGACUUACAAAUUGUAUAUUACCUUUAUCGAUUCAAGUAUUCGGACAAAAAAUUAUAUUUCUAAACUAAAACGCGCGUUCAGUUCAAUAGAAACGCGAUCAAAAAACACAGAAAACGAUCAAAUAGUCAAGCGUCUGCUCUUUAAGUGUUACUUGUGUCUGUAUUAAUACAAAUAUAUAAUCAAAAUGGUGGGCACGACACUGAAAAUGCGCGGCGACGAGAACUCUUCGGAGAAUUUCAAGCAAGUGCAACUGAAGAAAUUGACGGUGCCUUCGCAGGAGGCAACAACAAAACGCGCUGCUUUGGGAGAUUUGCAAAAUCGCGGCUUAAGUCGCCCCAUUGCUGCGAAAGAUGCGGCACAGAAAGACUCCAAGGAUCUCAAGCUAACAGAUGCCCUGCGCAAUGCCAAGGCUCGAGUGGAUACCCACUGGAAGAAACAGGUACUGGGAACGACCACCAAUGGCAAUACCGCCGUACCGCCCAAGGCCAACGAAGGGGGCGUGUCGGCCUUUUUGCGCUCGAAUUCGGUGCGCAAUCGCAUUCCGACCAAGACGACUGUGGAACCCACUAAGCUAACAGCAAAGUCAAAUUCCAACGAGAAUGUUACCGAGCCCGCCUUGAAACGCGAGGACAGCAAUCUGUCCAAGAAAUCACUGACCAAGUUGAGAGCUGCACUGGCCAAACCCGUGAUGGGGGUUUCUGGGAUUCGUCGGGAACCACUGGCUGUGGCUCGUAAAGAGGCAGAGACCAAGAAGGAAGUGCAAGAUGUCAAGAAGGAAAUCCCGGAAGCCAAGAAGGAAGUGACCAGGAUGCCCCUUAUUAAAGCCAGCAGCAACAUCGCUUUAACAACCUCCACGAUGCCAACCACCAUGUCCCUUUCCAGCAAGCGCUUGGCUGGAAUCGAGGACAUUGAUGCCAAUGACAAGGAGAACCUGGUACUGGUCUCCGAAUAUGUAAAUGACAUCUACGACUACUUGUACCAGGUGGAACUGCAACAACCAAUUCACAAGGAUCACCUGGCCGGGCAGAAGGAGGUGUCCCACAAGAUGCGAUCCGUCCUGAUCGAUUGGAUCAACGAGGUCCACCUGCAGUUUCAUCUGGCUGCAGAAACUUUCCAACUGGCGGUUGCCAUUAUCGAUCGUUAUCUACAAGUGGUUAAGGAUACCAAGCGAACCUAUUUGCAAUUGGUGGGGGUUACUGCUCUCUUUAUAGCUACCAAGUACGAGGAGCUUUUUCCGCCAGCCAUCGGGGAUUUUGUUUUCAUCACGGAUGAUACAUACACUGCCAGGCAGAUCCGUCAAAUGGAGCUGCAAAUCUUCAAAGCCAUCGACUGCAAUCUCUCGCGUCCGCUGCCGAUUCACUUCUUGCGGCGUUACUCGAAGGCUGCCGGCGCAGAGGAUGAGCACCAUGCCAUGUCCAAAUACUUCAUUGAGCUAGCUUCCGUGGAUUACGAUAUGGCCACCUACAGGCCUUCAGAGAUUGCAGCAGCGUCGCUGUUUCUUUCGCUGCACUUGCUUAAUGGCAACUACCGGGCUGGCACAGGAUUCAACGACCGCCACUGGACCCCCACAUUGACCUUCUACUCGCGGUAUUCGGCCGCCCACUUGCGACCCAUUACACGGCUGAUUGCGAAGCUGGCCCGCGAUGCUCCCCAGGCCAAGCUGAAGGCCGUCUACAACAAGUACCAGGGCAGCAAAUUCCAGAAGAUUGCGCUGCGAACGGAGCUGAGCGGGGCCCUGAUGGACUCCAUUGUGGGCCAGAGCCUAAGGAAGUAGUUGGGCGGAAAGCAGGACAAUGAAUUACAUAGUUUAGUUUAAUUUGUUUUCAUUUUUUAAAUUUGUAGCGUAUUCAAUAUUUUGUUCGUUUUGUGUUCGUUGCAAAAUGCGUAUAAACCCGUAUAUGUAUAUCUUACCCGUCAUCAUUAUCAUGAUCAUCAUAAGCAAUCCACACGUGCUGGAGUCCCUUAAGCCGUUUUCGCCCGCUUCCAAGAGCUGGUUCCGGCACCUUUGCCUCUGAAGCACAAGUUGCCCGCGAGCCGGCUGUUGGGAGUGAGUUGACUGGAGUAAACUGGAGCCCGCAUGCUCCUCCCGCUGGGUCAUCUUCUCAGUGGGGAACGAGCGGCGGAGCGGUGGACACCGAGAGAGAGUGGGCAACGAGUUCAUUUGCUGGCCGAACACAUCGGCGUUGUCUCUCCAAGAACUAUAUUUAAUCAGCACUUGUAUUUAGUUUUUAGAAUCGAUGGGAAAUUGUUCGUUCUGUGCAUUAAGAAUAAGUCAAAAAAACUUGUGCAAAAAUAAUCCCAUACCUCCCAAAAAUUAAAUGAGACUUAGACUAUUUGUAAUUUAUAUUAUGUAUUUCACACAUUCAUACAAAAAAGCCCCCUAAACUAGUUUUAUUGUUUACUUACAAAUAAGCAAAUAUAAGAAGCGUUUUAUACAACCUUGAUGUUUCUGAAAGUGUCUCUGAACAAUAAAGUUUUGUGUAAUUUUA